GAUGUAAAUAUUUCCCGGCAUCACUACGCCCGUUGAGCCCAGCCCCUCAGUCGGUGAAGCCGGGAGCCCGCGCGCGGACGUCCGCCAUUUUGUUAACCCGCCGCCGUCCUUCAAUCAGAAAACGCACAAUCAAUCAGCAAUAUUUACCCACGGAUAUAACCACAAACAAAGAAUUUGCGAGCAACCCGCAAGAAACGAUAAUCAAAAUUCUACCUCUUCUGAUAUUACUUUUUUGUCAUCGGUGUCAGUGUCAGAAUCACAAUAAUAUCAAAGAUGAUAGACGAUAAUUGAGCAAAAUCUGUCGCAUUAACUUUUCUUUUUCAAAACACCUGUGAAAGUGCCACGCUUGUAACCAUGGAGAGGAUUCACUAGCGUUGUGAGCUAACAAGCUCCCCAACCCACGCUCAUCCCAUCAAUGCUAAACUACAGACUAGUUUCAACACAUUUCUUAAAGCAGCCGUAAAUCUUUUAAAAACAAAAUAUAAUAUUGACUGUUUGUGCCGUACCAAUAUGUGCCGCGACCGAGACAUGUCGGUGCAAAGGAGUGACAUCAUCAAAUAGACUGCAGGAACCUUUUAGAUAUAUAUAAGAUAUAAGUUAAGUGUCAAGUUUCCGUCAAAACGGCGCUGGCUUCCGCCCUGCCGUUUCGUUUUGUUUAUUUCCGUUUAUUUUAUAUCAAAGGAUAAGCAAUAACCCGGUGGUUAAGCGUUUGGUUUUGGAUUUCUGGACGGGGUUCAGCCCGUAGGGGCCCCAAGCGACCUGGCCAGCCGCAGUCGGGACAACAUUUCUAGGAUAUUGGACUCCAUAGUUGGUGCUGCAAGAUACUGCAUUAAUCCUCACAUAACGGCCUUUGGAAAUUGGGGAUUUUAUUUCGAGUAAAGUUUUAAGUCAGAAGCGAACAUGGUACAAUUGGAAAGUCUGCAGGGUUACGGGCACGAAAGCGAGUGCUCGAGCGAGCGGCCCGUUGUUAUAACUGGCCCCGGGUGGCGUGCGCAGUGCUGCGAGCGGGAGCGGGAGCGUGAGCGAGCGCGGAACGCGGACGAGAUGGCAGCGCCCGAGUGUGAGCGGGAGGCGCGCAAGCGACGCGAGCGGCGCGACUCUGGCUGCGCUCACGAGCGGAAAGAGAGGCGGCCGCACAGCGAAGAGCGAGCGCCACCACCGCCACCUCCACCACCACUACACGACUAUAACCGCCUUGAGUCCGAGCGACGCGCCGAGCGGUUGUCGCGCGCUCGUCGCCCGCAGUUCGGCGGCAAGCGGAGGCGCGCGCCCGCCCGCCAGCACAAGCAACCCAAAGAGAACGAACUCGAAGACGUGCGGACCGCCACCCCGCCGCACUUGGACUUCACCCUGUUGCAGAAACCACAACUAUGUGAGGAGCCAGAGACCCUAGAUGCGGGCGCACUCGGCGUGUCGGCGGCGGAGAACGCGGCGGCAGCCGAGCGCAUGCGUCGGGACGAGCGCAUCGUGGCGCCGCACUCGCGCCGCGACCAGCCGGCGCCUGACCGCCGCCUCGACAAGAUCAACAAGAAGAUCAGCGUGCUCAAAAAGAACAUUACGAAGCACGAGGCCGAAUACGAAGCAAAGCACGGCUACGCCAUCACGCCUGGCGAGCGCAUCACUGACGUGCAACUCACGCGCAUGUACGAGACGCUGCGGCGGCUCCAGGCGGAGAAGCGGUGCAUCAAAGCGGACCCUGUCGAGUACGCGCUCAAGCUACAGGCCGCUAAGCAGCAGAAAGAGAGAGAUGAUAAGCUGGACGAGGCGCUGAAGAGUGAGAAAGCUAUGACUGAGGUUGUGAGGGAUAUUGAGGAGUGGUUGGAAGGUUGUCGCCAAGCAGCAGGACGGCUCACUAGCGCCGAGGGCUCAUGGACGAGCGCGCAGCUGGCGGCCGAGAAGUCUUGCGUGCAGCGAGCACUGCUACGACUCGAGGCGGCGCGCGGCCGCCCGCCGGCGCACUCCGCCGAGCGCGGCGCCGCCCGGCACCUGUACGAGAGAUAUAGGGCCGUCAAGCGGGCGCUGGCCUCCUCUAGACCGGAUGCGGUCGGUGGAGUGAACGGGGAGUUGGCGACGAUACACGAGCAUGAGGCGAUGCUGUUCAACACCAGCGUGGACAGCUCCAGCGACAGCCAAGAAAAACCUUCCGACUCUUCACAGGAGACAACAGAAACGCCUCUCCAGUCGCCACCUACUCGCGACGGCGAAGAGCCGCCCUCCUCCACCUCGUCCGCCAAGUCUGGCACCACCAGCGAGGAGGCUACACCGUCCAACGAGGGCCUGCACUGCCUCGGCCUCGAAGACUUGGCCAGAGCUCUUGGAGAAGCAAAACUACAGAAAUGUGUAUUGCGAAGGAGCAUAAAAGAGUACGAAAUAAGCUUUGAACUCCAAAACAGUAGGAAGGUCCAGCGCGACGACAAGAAGGGCCGCGAAGAGGAAUAUCUCCGCUACAAGGCAGUGAAGGCAAGAAUAAAACUUAUCAAUGCCCUCAUCAACAAACAAAAGACUUUAAACUUUUGAACUUUGAACUGAAGCUCAAGAAACGCAAAUGCUACAAGCCAAACUUUUGGCAUUGCAAUGAAGAGCGUAGGUAAAAGAGAAGAGUUCUAAGUUUUGGACCCCGACGAGGGUUGUUCGCUCAGUUUUGUUGGAGCAGAAGGAUAUAUACACCAUUUUGAACUCAAGAGCGUCGAGAAUGUACAACAUGAAAUCGGUUAAUACUAACCAGAUGCGCAACACUGAGUUACACUGCGAAACUUAGUAAUGAUAUAUAUUAUAAUGAAUAACUAAGCUUGUUAUGAGUAGGGUCCAUUUUUCUCAGAACGAGGCAUUGUCAGUAACCAGACAGUUUUGUUACUCUCUAUAUACCUACAGGAAAGUAACCGAACGGUAUCUUAAUUCUGCGUACAAUAAGUCUGAUUUAUUUAAAAGGACUGUGUUUCAUUAAAAUAUUAAAUUAGGUAAUACUUUGGUUUGUUGGUUCUUAUAAUAAAUGUAGAGAUGUCAUAGGGACAAGUAUAAUUAAUGAAGUGGAUCAAGGAAUUGUGUAGCCCAAAGGGAGAAAAGGUAUUCAAAGAAAAAGUGCUUCCCUUGAUCGAUGAAAUCCGAUGUAAAAUAUUGGUAGAACGGUUGAGAAUCGACUUGAAAUACUGAAGUUAUUGCACACCCAAUAACUGAAAGACAAUUAAUAAAGCUGUGCGGUGAUAAUGCGCUUGCUAAAAAACCGCAAGCGCGGUAUGCAAACCUUAAAUAUUUGUAAUAUUAUGUUAUUACUCGUAGUUAGUAGUUCGCACGCAUUUAUAGAUACAUUUAUAAUUGAGAGCGAGACACGCUGCGAGUACAAUAACAUAUCGAUAACAAUUUUUUUAUAUCAAUCUCCGCCCCAGGACGGAUCAGCAACUCUAGCGCAUGUAGCGAUCAUGAUCAAAUACCUACACCCUGAUACAUAUGAACAUAGUUUGAUCUAUGACCAAGAUGUUGUAUCUACUUUAUAGAUUACGAUUGAAUUGGGAUAUUAACUAAAGUACCUGACAUCACCGAGUGUGGUGUGCGAAUAGAGGCAAAUUUACUACGUUUGAAAUACAUAUAUAGCAAAACCAAUAAAAAAGGUAUUCUUUGAACCUAUUAUGAUAAAUGAUCUUGUUAUUUAAAAAUUAUACGAAGUGUAAAUAUAUACUACAUUUACGAAUAACAUAUAGCACAAUAUUGCUCUGUGUUGUACAAAGAUUACGAAACGCAUGGGAUACUUUGUGUUAAUAAUACUUGAGCUGCUGUUUGUCGGUUUGUGUCAAGUUAUAUUUGCAUAAGGUGUUUCAUACACGGGCAACUAUUUGAUAUAUAUGACUGUCCGUCAAAAAUAAUGGUUAAAUCUUUCACUGUAACAUCAAAGUAAAGGUCCUGGACAUGAGUAAAUAAUAAAUUCUAGUCCUAAUCCUAAAUUAAAAAAAAUCCCUACCUAAUAUAUAUUAACAUAGGGGGGAGGUUUAAUUGCCACGAUUUAGGCUGCUAGAUACGUUUUGAGAGUCUUCUUUAAAAGAGGAACUUACUUUAGAAUCGCUAAUAAUUAAAUUAUUGAAAGUAAUAAUUUAUUACUAAUAAAAAUAUUGUCUAGUGUUAAGCUACUUACCUGUGAUUUUUUAUUACGAUUGUAAUGUUCUUGUAAGACAAGAAAGUCUUUUUAUUAGAUGUUUUUAAUUUAUUGUUAUUAUGUCUCAUGAUUUGAUUUUUAUGUCGUUUUUAACUGUGUUGUAUUUAGAUAUAUUGACAAUCUUUGUGUUUAUAAUUGUACAAGUCAAAAGUGACCUGAAAGAUUUCUAAGAGGUGUCAAACAGAUGUCUGCACUGCACCUCCUCUGUGUUGUUUCUAAGAUCUUAUAAGCAGGUCAGAAUUAUAUUAAAUUCAAUAUUACAAAGAUCAACUCACUUUUUAUAUAGAAAAACUUUAAAAUGUAUCCGGACUGCAAUUUUUAUACUAUUAAAGAUUAUUAUUAUUAUAAAAUAAUGUGUAGCUUGUGGUAGAUGCCUGCAAGGUAUCGAGGUACCAGUGAAAUUUGUACAUAUACAUAUCUUUAUAAAAAUGAUGGUAAAGUACCACUUUGUUCUGUAAGUCGUUUAAUGUCAAACGAAUUAUUUUAAGUUUAUGUACUUACCUACUACAAAAAGGUCCUUCCAGAUAUCUAGAACAUAGCCCUGGUACCUACCUAGCUCGAGAGAAAACUUUGUAUGGUUGAACGCUGAUGUACCUUGCCUAAUGUUAUUAAAGUAAUCAAACAGUAAUUAGGUAGAUUUCUGUAAAUUGCCAUGAUUAUCCAUAUGCGAAUAUGUUUAAAAAUAAAAUACUGAUCUAUC
Messenger RNA from Cydia splendana, 4844 nucleotides. Its product is annotated as protein FAM13A. Bases 901 to 2517 code for a protein of 538 amino acids. The transcript is spliced from 11 exons. Lineage: Eukaryota; Metazoa; Arthropoda; Insecta; Lepidoptera; Tortricidae. The record is from RefSeq and is a predicted model, not a curated record.